CUCUUGCCGUAUGACAGUUCUAGCCCCUGCAACUAUGCAGUAACAGAUAAACACAGCCUCUCUUUUUCCUGACUUAAAAAACCUUUCCCUCCGGACAAAUAUCGCGCUUCAUUCAUAUUCAAUUUCUUCUCUCGUCGAUAUCUAUCUUCAAAGAACUCAUCAUGUCGGACUCUUAUCUUUACCAGCACAAUGCGGGGAACAACCCUCAUCAGUACGGCGAACAGAGCUACUACUCACCUCCACCGCAGCAGGGAAAUUAUCCACCUGCGCAAUCCUACGCCCCGCAGCAGAGCUACCCCGGUGGAUUCUUGGGAGCGACCGGGGGUGCGUUGGCUGGUGCUGCCGGAAUGGGCUUGGUCAGCAAGCUAAGCAUGACAAGAAGAAGAGUGACAAGAAAUCCGAGAAGAAGUCCGAGAAGAAGUCUGAGAAAAAGUUUGGGAAGAAAGAAAUGAAUCGCAUUCAGGUUAAUCAUGGCUACGUUCGAAUAGUGUCUCAAGCCAUUCGUUUUCGUACGAUGUAU
This is a messenger RNA of Aspergillus ruber CBS 135680, 520 nucleotides long. RefSeq names its product putative glutamine-serine rich protein MS8. The record is from RefSeq and is a predicted model, not a curated record. Bases 162 to 452 code for a protein of 96 amino acids. NCBI's taxonomy places the organism in Eukaryota, Fungi, Ascomycota, Eurotiomycetes, Eurotiales, Aspergillaceae. The transcript is spliced from 6 exons.